Molecule: messenger RNA, 942 nt
Organism: Penicillium arizonense
Lineage: Eukaryota; Fungi; Ascomycota; Eurotiomycetes; Eurotiales; Aspergillaceae
Product: putative short chain dehydrogenase/reductase
Exons: 4
Coding region: 1-942 (313 amino acids)
Source: RefSeq, a predicted model, not a curated record
AUGCAGGCAUUGGCAAAGGCACAAAUCACGGCUCAACUUCUCUUACACGGUAUAGAGAGAGUGAUCAUCCUCGCCAGAAGCGAAGACAAAUACGUCACUGCCUGCAAAGAAUGGAGUCAAAGCGAGGCUAUCUCACUCAAUAAGGAUGACCCCCGAGUCAAGUUCAUCAAGUGUGAUUUGGGAGAUAUCGAGGAUGUCAAAGCUGCCACCGAGAAGAUCAAAGAACUGACAGAUCGAGUCCACAUCCUAAUCUGCAACGCAGCCCUCGGUGUCCCAGAUGAAUACACUCGCUCGCCACAGAAUAUCGAGCGUGUCUUCGCGACAAACUGCGUCGGACACCAAGUUCUCACUACACUACUCAUGCCUCUCUUGAAGAAUGGCGUGGUAACAGUGCGCAACGGCGAUGUGCGUAUUGUUGUUGCGAGCUCGUCUUUACACUUGACAUGCCAGGAGCUAGAUCUAGAUCUUCUGACUUCAUCUUCACGCGUCAAAUGGCCUGCCUUGUAUGAUGGGGUCUGGCGGUAUGGCCGAUCAAAGCUGGGCAACAUUCUUUUUGCGAAAGAGCUCAGUCGUCGGCUUUUGAAUGAUCGUGAUCCGGCCAGUAAGCAUAUCUAUGUCAAUUCCUUCUUCCCGGGAAAUGUUGUCACUGAUCAGUGGCUCGACUGGUCUUCUUAUUUUGGAUCUUUUUUCGGCUGGCUUGUGAGGUUGGGUGGAUCGUGUUGGGGUCAGUCGUUGGAGGAUGGGGCCGCGACGGCUUUAUAUCUUGCUGCCGGUCGUGAGGUGAGAGAGGAGAAUAUCCGUGGUCAGUACUUCAUACCUAUUGCUACGUUGUGUAAGCCCAGCUCGAUUGCUAGAGAUAUGAAGCUCUCAAGAGACUUGUGGGACUGGAUCGAUGCUCAGGCUACGGAGACACUUGGACUGGAUUGGGAAUGGCAGAGUUAG